Brachypodium distachyon (stiff brome) is the source of this 2270-nucleotide messenger RNA. RefSeq names its product transmembrane E3 ubiquitin-protein ligase 1. Lineage: Eukaryota; Viridiplantae; Streptophyta; Magnoliopsida; Poales; Poaceae. The record is from RefSeq and is a predicted model, not a curated record. The transcript has 15 exons. The coding region runs from base 335 to 2059 and encodes 574 amino acids.
CAGCAAUUCCCCAAAUUCCCCACCAGCAAAGUCACCGUUGCUUGGUGUGGUGUCCGCUGAAACGAAAGUCGCCGUCGCCCCGCCUCGCCUUCGCCGUCUCAUCUCCCAGACUCCCCCGCCCGUUUGACCCCCUUCCGUUCGUUCGUUCGUUCCCCGCUUUCCCCUCGAUCCCUUCCUUUCCGCAGUUCCGCUCCCCACCCCCCGAACCCCACCGCACCAACCAGCCAGCGGCCGUCCCCCUCCCGGAGCGGUUGCUUCGCUUGCUUACUCCCUACUCCCGUUCCGUUUCAUGGUGGCUGCCGCCUCGUGAGGGCCGCGCUCUGCGAUCAGAAAGAUGAGGCACGCCGCCGCUGCGGGCACCGUGCUGAGGGUAGCUGUAGUGGGCCUGGUGGUGGCCGGCCUCGCCCUCCCGCCGCCAGCCGCGGCGCUGCGGCCUCUCAGGGAGCGCGUCGUCUCCGCCGGCGCCACCGCCUCCUCCGGAUCGUGGGCCAAUGAGCACACGUUCUUCAAGAGGGAUGACAAUGAGAUGAGUCCGUAUUCAUGGAAUAUUACAGGAACAUAUAAAGGAAGUUGGAGCUUUGCUGGUGCCACAAAUGGUUCUUCUAGGUUUCUUGAGUUUCUGACAUCUAAAGGUGACUCGGUUUUGGAAUUACUGAGUACCCCAACAAAGAUAAGUGGGGUACACUAUGUUCAGGGAACAAUCACAUUCCAUGAUGUUAUCGACAAUACUCAUGAUCGUGGGGUUGCUCAAAUAAGGUUAGAAGGCGUGUAUAUAUGGCCUUUUAGACAGCUACGCAUGGUAGCUAACAGUGGUGCUGAUGGCGAACCGCUUCAAGAAGAGGAUUACUUUUUGUCGAAUCCAUACCAUUUGCUGCGGAUUUUCUCCUCUCAAGUGUUCCAAGAUUCUUCUGAAGAGAAGAACCGAAGGAAGAACUCUCUCACAUAUGACAUGGAGAAACAUUGUAACAUAGAAAUAGCAGCUAAGGUGGUCCGGGUUUCAUCUAACCUAAAUGGUACUGAAUUUCUUUACGAAGGAGAGCAUGAAAAGUACCGGUUGGAGGGUUUGAUGGAAAGUCCAGCGGUAGAUGAUGAUGGAGAGUGCUUCUCAUCUAUCUUACUAAAUGCGACAUCGCUGAAUGUUGAAGCUUAUUACAACAAAGCAGUGAACUAUACUCUGAUGGUCACUUUUAUCUCGUUCCUCCAAGUUUUGCUGCUUAUUAGACAAAUGGAACAUAGCAACACCCAGUCUGGAGCUGCUAAGGUUUCUAUUUUAAUGAUUGGGCAACAAGCUAUCAUGGAUGCAUAUCUCUGUCUACUGCAUCUGACUGCUGGUAUUUUGGUUGAGUCUCUCUUUAAUGCCUUUGCAACAGCUGCCUUCUUCAAGUUCGUCGUUUUUUCUAUUUUUGAGAUGAGAUAUCUGCUUGCUAUUUGGAAAGCAAGUAGACCAUUGAACAGUGGAGAAGGUUGGGAAAUAAUGAGGAGAGAACUCUCUGUUCUGUACAGCCGCUUCUAUGGCAUUCUUUUGGGUGGAAUCCUUCUCAUGUAUGAGUUGCACAAUUUCUUGCGCCCGCUUCUUUUCCUGAUGUACUCAUUUUGGAUUCCUCAAAUUGUCACGAAUGUCAUUCGGGAUACAAGAAAACCCCUGCACCCUCAGUACAUUUUAGGCAUGACUGCCACACGCAUCGCCAUACCUCUGUAUAUAUUUGGUUGCCCUAACAACUUCAUGCGCAUUGAGCCCGACAAGAAAUGGUGCAUAGCUGUGACAGUUUUCAUGGGUAUCCAGGCAGCAGUGCUCCUGCUCCAGCACUAUCUUGGUUCUCGCUGCUUCAUUCCUCGCCAGAUCCUCCCUGAGAAAUACUGCUACCACAGGAAGGUAGAGGAUAACACAAAUCAGCCAAUUGAUUGUGUUAUUUGUAUGACUACCAUUGAUCUUACCCAAAGAACGAGUGAAUACAUGGUGGCACCUUGCGAGCAUAUAUUCCACUCAGGCUGUUUACAACGCUGGAUGGACAUCAAGAUGGAGUGCCCAACUUGCAGGCGCCCUCUACCACCAGCUUAGAGGGGCAAUCCUUUGUACAAUAUAGUUAACAAGAAGUAGGUAGCUCGACUUAUACAAGGUGGGAAUUGAGGUGCAAUAAGCAGGUUGCAACCACGGUUGGUUUCUCGAAGUUGAUUGUAGAAAUUUAUGUUUUCAGUUUCAAGAGGUCUUGUAUCGUACAAAAUAUUGAACCGAGUAUAACACGGAGAAAUCUUCCUACUGCAUGGCUGCA